UUACUAUUUCUUGCAUUUGCGGCGUUUGAUCCUCUUCUCUUUUCCCGUCUCCAGGUGAUUCUAGUGAACUAGGGUUUGAAAUCAAUUGAGAUAACCCCGCGCCUCCUCUCUCUGUGGGUGGAGUUUUUGGAUUUGGUGUAUGGCGUGAAAGCCAUAGAAAGGCAUGCUUUCUGUGGUCUGACUCGUAUGUUUUAAGUUGGCAGGGUUUCGGGUUUUUUGGCAUCUGAUAUCAGUGAUGAACCAGAAUGAUAAACUUGACAGAAGAUCAGAUGCGUUAGAAGAAUCUGUAAAGAAUGACGGGGUUCCUGAAACCGGUACUGGUAAUCCCAACGAUAAGUCUUCGAACCUUCAAGUGACCAACGAAGUUCAGAAUUUUUCGUCCGAGCCUGGUUCGGGAGAUGCGGCUAGCGAUGGUGAUAAUAGGCUUUCCCGAAAUGUGAAAUCUGAGAAGUCAGCAGUCAGUUCGAUGGAAGAGUUUAGGGUUAGGGUUCGUUCAGACGGUGAUGAUGGGGGAUCUAUGGUCUCUCCGGCUAAGCAGGCAUCUACCGUUGAUCGGUUUGACGAUUCUCUCGCUGGACGCGAGGCUCAGAAUGAGCAAUUUAAGGAUCACACGGAUUGGUCUCAUGCUCGACACGAUCGAGAAGAGCAUAUAAAUAGCAGACAAGCGGAUUCAGAGAGGUUUGUUGGUUCUGAGAGCAAAUCUCUGUUAUCUGAGUUUGAUGAUUACGUUGCUGCUGAAAGAAAUGGCGCAGUGAGAGCUGGAGUGUCAAGGGGUGUGGGAUAUGGGUUUGAAGUGGGUGAUAUGGUGUGGGGAAAGGUGAAAUCCCAUCCUUGGUGGCCGGGACACAUAUAUAAUGAAGCUUUUGCGUCUCCUCUAGUACGUCGAUCGAAGAGAGAAGGCCAUGUGUUGGUGGCUUUCUUUGGUGACAGCAGUUAUGGUUGGUUUGAGCCAGCUGAGCUUAUUCCAUUUGAUUCAAAUUUUGCUGAGAAAUCACAGCAGAUACAAUCGAGAACAUUUUUGAAGGCCGUGGAAGAGGCAGUUGAUGAAGCAAGCAGGAGAUGUGGCCUGGGCUUGGCUUGUAAAUGCAGGAACGCCAGCAACUUCCGUCCCACGAAUGUUCAAGGGUACUUUUCUGUCGAUGUGCAGGACUAUGAACCGGGGGGAGUCUAUUCUGAUAGUCAGAUCAGGGGGGCAAGGAAUAGUUUUAAGCCUGUUGAAACUCUUGCUUUUGUGAAGCAGCUGGCCUUGGCUCCCCUUGGUGGCGAUCAAAGAAGCAUUAGCUUUGUUAAGAAUAGGGCUACAGCUUUUGCCUAUCGGAGGGCAGUGUUUGAGCAAUAUGAUGAGACAUAUGCGCAGGCUUUUGGAGUGCAGCCACAGCGGCCUUCUCACUCUCAGGUUAAUCCACUAAAUCAACCUGGGAGGGAGCCUCCUAAAGCCCCUUUGAGUGGUCCACUGGUGAUGCCGGAAACUUUAGGUGGGAGGAAGAAUUCUGCAAAAUAUGGGAAAGUUAAGGACAGUUCAAAGAAGGAUAGGUACCUUUUCAAGCGGAGAGAUGAGCCCACAAACUCUGUUCAGUUAGCUUACAAAGAGGAGGCACCUGAUGCAGCUGGCCGUUAUGUACUUCAGAAAAGGUCGCCACCCGUGUCCAUGGCACCUCAAAUUUUGGACAAAUAUGAAAAAACAGGGUUCACAUGCCAGGGUGGUGCAAAUUCAAAUUUAGAUCUUAAAGAAGCCGUGGCUGGUCAGGCUCAACUUGGCAAUGAUCUUACAUCCCAAUCUGUAUAUGCAGAUGUGAAGCCGACUCUUGAGAAGGGAAAGGAGGAGGUUUCUCCAGAAAUGGUCAGAAGUUUUGAGAAGGAUGUCGCUAGCAAAGGCAUUGGUGUGUUGGAUUUGUCUAGGGAGACUGUAGUGCCAAGCCUCAUUAGUGAGGCAUCUCACCCUUCUCAUUUGGAAGGUGAAACUUCUCUUAAUGUUAAACAUGAAGGGAAUGUAAAGCUCUCAAGACCACCUGAUGAAUCUCAGCCAUCAUAUCAGGGAAUUAAGACUGCAGCUGAAGCAGGGAAUGGCCCAAGUCAAGCGAAGGGGAUUCCCCCAAUUGAAGCAAAGCAUCCCACAGUCAAUGAUGAUGGUAUGUUGAAGAAGGUGAAAGUCCAUAAGCGACCUGCAGAUGGCUUGCACUCUGAGCAUUCUGCUAUUGGGGAGAAGAAGAAAAAGAAAAAGAAAAAGGACCCAAGUUCAGGAACAACCUCUGUCCAUGCGGAGAAACAUUCAAUGUCUGGGAAAGUUGCACCUCUGUCUGGAAAACUGAUGGGAAAACCAGUUUCUGUUGGGUUGCCUCCUAGAGAGGAAGUUCAGGUAGAACAAGCACAGGUGGAUGUUAAUGCCAGUAAUUUGCUUCCUUUGGAUGGCACAGGUGAAGUUAAUUAUGAAUUACCUCAGCUUUUGGGUGAUCUGCAAGCUCUUGCUUUAGAUCCUUUUCAUGGUGUUGAAAGAAAGACCCCUGCAAUUGUUAGACAGUUUUUUCUGCGGUUCAGAUCUCUUGUUUACCAGAAAAGCUUGGCUUCUGCACCUGCAACAGAUAAUGAAUCUGCUGACAUUCGCCAUGCUUCGCCAUUUGUAAAAUCUGACAGUCCUCUUGAUGAUCGUGUCAGAGCUUCACCACUUGUAAAACCUGUAAAAAACAUUGUUCGGCCACAUGAUCCGACGAAAGCUGGGCGGAAAAGGACUCCUUCUGAUCGUCAAGAAGAAAUUGCUGCAAAGAGAUUAAAGAAAAUCAAGGAUAUUAAGGCUCUGGCUGCAGAGAAAAAGGUGGGCAGUCAGAAAACUUUUGAAGCCCGGCGAGGAGAGGGAAAAGAGUCCUUGGUUUCCACUGCACCCAAAUUAGUGAAACCAGAUACAAUAAAGAAGAAAGUGGAAUCUCCGCCUAAGGCAAUUGAACCCACCAUGCUGGUGAUCAAGUUUCCUCCCCAGACUUCACUCCCUUCUGUUGCAGAGCUGAAGGCAAGGUUUGCUCGAUUUGGGCCUAUAGAUCAAUCAGGUCUCCGUGUCUUUUGGACGACUUCGACAUGUCGUGUUGUGUUCUUGCGUAAGAAUGAUGCUCAAGCUGCAUAUAAAUAUGCUGUAGGCAACAAUUCCUUGUUUGGCAAUGUGGCUGUGAGGUGCCACCUCCGGAAAUUAGGGGAUUCUGCAGCUGAAGACGAAACUGCCAAAGUAAGGGGAGAUGAUGGCACUAGUUUGACUCCUCGUGCAAAGGAUCCUGCAGUGGUUCAGAGGCAAACAUCAGUGUCCUCUCAGCAACCUUUUCCACAGCCAACGAUCCAGCUUAAAUCUUGUCUGAAGAAAUCCUCUGGUGAUGAGUCAGGCCAGGUAAAUGGUAAUGGAGGUAGUAAUAAAGGGACUCCACGUGUAAAAUUCAUGUUAGGCGGGGAUGAAAGUAGUAGGGGAGAGCAAUUAGCGUUGAGUGAUAGGAACAACUUCAACAGUGCUAGUUUGGCAGAUGGUGGUGCACCUUCUUCUGUUGCAAUGGAUUUUAAUAGUAAGAACGUUCAAAAGGUCGUUACUCAACCACCGUUGCCUAUUCCUCCCUUUCCAACCCAGUAUACGAAAGUCCCCCAACAUAAUUUGCAUAAUUCGGAAAUGGCACCCAGAAAUACUUCCAAUAUUAUAAACACAACUGCAUCUGUUGCUGCUAAUACAGUUGAUAUAUCACAGCAGAUGAUAAGCCUCUUGACUAGGUGCAACGACGUUGUGACCAACUUGACGGGUUUGUUAGGCUAUGUGCCUUAUCAUCCACUUUGAUAAAAUGGCACUAUAUUCAACGGAUACACCUAAUUGAAGAUAAAUACGAGCGAGUUUGAUUGUGGACGAAUUCCCCUGGCGAUGGGAAAAGCAACAAAUACUAUCAUGGCCAAAGAUGUGGGGGGGUCCUGUAUUUGGGGCCGAGAGCGAGCUGUUCGUGAGUGAUGCUUAUCUGAGCUUUUUGGGCUCGACAAUGUAAAUGUACUCAGCAUGACAGUGAAAUCCUGUUUGCUUUCUUCUGCCUCUUUUUCCCACUUGAUUUUCUUAUAUACCCUAUGCUAUUUGGGGCUUCCGUUCGCCGUGGUUUGUCUUGAUUCGUUGAUCCUGACGAUGACAUGUUGCAAUAGCCUGUGAUGGUUUUCCUAGUAGUGAUGGUUUUCCUA
Molecule: messenger RNA, 4182 nt
Organism: Neltuma alba
Lineage: Eukaryota; Viridiplantae; Streptophyta; Magnoliopsida; Fabales; Fabaceae
Exons: 2
Coding region: 236-3799 (1187 amino acids)
Source: RefSeq, a predicted model, not a curated record